AUGGCGCUCGAGCCGUUCCGCGUGCCUGUGCCCGGCUGGGAAGGUGCCAGUGGUGGCUUUUUCUACCUGCCCGAGUUCCUUUCUUUCUCGGAGUCCGAUUCCGUAUUGAAAAAGAUUGAUGCGGCGCCCUCGCUGAAAUGGAAGCAGUUGGCCCACCGACGGCUACAAUCAUGGGGCGGGCAGAUCCUUGAGAGAGACGGACGUCUUGUGCCCGAGCCAAUGCCUCCAUUCCUUACCACUCAUCCGCGUCUACUUGCACGGAUUCGGGACACGACGGCGUUUCACGAUAGCAUACACAAAGAGCCAAAUCAUUGUCUCGUGAACGAGUACAUGGCCGGCCAGGGGAUCAUGCCACAUAACGAUGGCCCGACCUACUUUCCCGCCGUUGCGACGCUGAGUCUCGGCGGGCAUGUGCUUUUGGACAUUUAUCCCUGGAGAGAAGCCCGCGAAGCGUAUCCCACUACUCCUCUCUUUAGCAUUUUGCAAGAGCCACGCAGCCUGCUAAUCAUCCAGGGCGAUGCCUACCGCAACUAUCUACACGGAAUUGCCGAGCGCACACAGGACGACGCGCCACGCAUGGCCAACGUCGCCAACAGCGCACAGCUAUCUGCGCCGCUGAACGACUUGGUCGAUGCAGCGAGACGCGGCGAGAAUGUCUUGUGCUCCCGCGAGCGCAGAGUCAGUCUUACAUUUCGCGACGUGGAGCGUGUACAGCGGGGGUUGCGCAUAGGAAGAUAG
This is a messenger RNA of Malassezia vespertilionis, 738 nucleotides long. RefSeq lists its product as uncharacterized. The transcript has 5 exons. NCBI's taxonomy places the organism in Eukaryota, Fungi, Basidiomycota, Malasseziomycetes, Malasseziales, Malasseziaceae. The record is from RefSeq and is a predicted model, not a curated record. Bases 1 to 738 code for a protein of 245 amino acids.